UCUAUCACUAGCUCUCUCUCUCUCUCUCUCUCUGCUCUCAAUCUUCCCUUUUCUUUGCUAUGGAGAACCCCAGUGACCCUAAGCUUGAGAGUUCCUCCCCUCAGCAACAACCUCAAGGCAAAAACAAUCCACAAAAUGAUGCAAAUGAAAACAUUUCUGGUGGGUCUUUACCACCCAAUGCUAUGCCUAUCUCUAGACUUGAAGUUACCACGCCUACCCAAUUUACUAUUGACACUGCUCCAAGGCCUAGUGCUCAUAUUAGGGUUCGAGCAGGAACCAAAAAUGGUGGUGGUGUCAAUGCAGGUGCUGAUAAGGGUUUUCGGAAGAAGAGAGGAAGAAGCUUAAGCUAUGAUGGUGACGUGAGGCCUAAGAGAAGAGCUGAUACUGGAUUACCAUCUACUUGUGCUGUUUGUGAAAGAAAAUUCCCAACUAUUUAUGCACUCUUUGGGCAUCUUCGUAUGCAUAACAAGAGGGAUUGGAGAGGGGCUUUUCCUCCUCCGGUGUAUAAUCCAGAUUGGGUUGAAAAUGGUGGUAGCAAUGUUGAUCAGAGUCUACAACAACCAGCAGCAACUCAACAAGUGGAAGAAAAGGAGGUGAUACCAGAACUUCUUGAUGUUGCUCAAGAAAUCUUAAAGAAAAUGCAACAAGAAAACAUCAGUAACGUUACUGAUCCAAUCAAGAAACUUGAAUUUGAUCUUAAUCUUCUUCCCCAAGAAAACUCUUCUGGUCCAUCAUCUAACAUGGCUUCUUCUCAAGAAAAGAUAGCUACUAGGUUUGAUCUUAAUUUCCCUCCUCCAAAAGAAGAUAAUGAUGAUCCACCAGCAAUUUGAGAUAUAUAUGCUACGUAGUAAUGAAGAUUACAUAAAUAUUUAAUUUUUGUUCUUAGUGUUGUGAGAAAUAUUACUUGGUUUUUGGC
Ricinus communis (castor bean) is the source of this 916-nucleotide messenger RNA. RefSeq lists its product as uncharacterized. The coding region runs from base 60 to 830 and encodes 256 amino acids. NCBI's taxonomy places the organism in Eukaryota, Viridiplantae, Streptophyta, Magnoliopsida, Malpighiales, Euphorbiaceae. The record is from RefSeq and is a predicted model, not a curated record. The transcript has a single exon.